AUGUCCAUGUACCGAAAUGCCAUCUGGUUUUUGAACGGGAUCCAUCAUUACACCAGAAAAGGAUAUGAGGCUGCAUCUAAAGACUUUGAGCCCCAAGACCUGAACGUAUCUGUCGUGGGAAGGUCUUUUAUGGUCACUGGGGCCAACAGUGGAAUUGGCAGAGCAACAGCCAUGGCUAUAGCCAAGAAAGGUGGGACGGUCCACAUGGUGUGUAGGAACAGAGAUAAAGCAGAGGAGGCCAGGACAGACAUCGUCAAUGAGUCUGGGAACACGGAGGUAUACAUCCAUAUUGUGGACAUGUCACAGACACGCAAAGUCUGGGAGUUUGCGGAGGCCUUCAAGAAGGAGUAUCCAUCACUGAAUGUGUUGAUAAACAACGCAGGCUGUAUGGUGCACAAGAGAGAGCUGACCGCUGAGGGACUGGAGAAGAACUUUGCCACCAACACUAUGGGAGUGUACAUCCUCACGCAGACUCUCAUACCACUUCUACAGAAGAGCCGUGAUCCAAGAGUGAUCACCGUGUCCUCGGGAGGCAUGCUGGUCCAGAAACUCCGAGUGGAUGACUUGCAGUCGGAGAAGGGCUACUUUGAUGGCGUCAUGAUCUACGCACAGAAUAAGAGACAGCAGGUGGUGCUGACACAACACUGGGCCAAAGCCAACCCUGUCAUUCACUUCUCUGUCAUGCAUCCAGGCUGGGUAGAUACACCAGCUGUUUCCUCAUCAAUGCCUCAGUUCCACCACAUGAUGGGAGACAGGCUGCGCGGCGUCGAACAAGGAGCCGACACCGUGGUGUGGUUGGCCUUGUCCAGAGUUGCUUCCAGAACAUGCAGCGGGCAGUUCUUCCAAGAUCGUAAGCCGGUUCCCGUCCACCUCCCUCUGGCCUGGACUCACAGUUCCGCUGAAGAGAUCCAGAGCUUCGUGACCCAGCUGGAGACUCUGGCCAAAGCCAUUCAGUUACAACCUGAUGUGGAUCUUAAUGGUCCCCUGAGCCCCUCCAGACCUCAGUUUGUCUAGAUUCUGUUACAUGCCACUGAACCUUUAAAGUGUUAGUAACCAACAUGAGAAGUUACUGGAAAACGCAACACUGUUUGCCAUAUUUAGCCUUAUGCACCUCCUAACCUUGUUCACUAAUUGUACAGUUACUGUUCAGUGUCACAUAAUCUUGACCUGUGUUGUCAACUGGACUGUUUGUUCUGAAACUGUCAUGAACUACUGAUUAAAGACUAAGUAACUGACUUGAGUUGAAUAUAUCCAAAGCAGUUAGUCAAUGCAUGUGAAAUUUGCCUGUUAUAUUGAUGGUUUGUGGGACUGUUUUGGUUCACGUUUGAAAAUUUGCAUCAGUGCCUGCAGGCUUAAAUUGCAGUACUACGGUAAAUAGUGCCUUGUGAAAUAGAUCUCAAUAGACCCAGCUACACUAUCUCCUGCAUGGCACCACAUUGUCCAGCAUUUACACCAAUUAUAAUACAUUAAAAGCUAGACCAAUAGAUGGAAAAUGAAAAAUGCCAGUAAUCAUCUCCAAUUAAAAAAUCUGACAAUUUGGGGUGGAAACAUACAAAAUAAAUCAUUAUUAAAUAAAUGUUUUCACACUGAUACGUAAGAGACAAAUGUAGAAGAUGAUCAGUGCGUUUCUAUGACAAACUAGAGCAUCAAUACUCAUUUUAUUUUGUAACAAUCCACAUUUGCUGUUUUUCAGAAUUUUAUUAUUUUUAUACAGUAUUGAAACAAAACAAAAAAAAAAAAUAAUGUGGUGCAUUCACAUUUUUCCCAAGGGAUUCUUUGCAAGUUUGAUCUCUACAAGGG
Messenger RNA from Stegastes partitus (bicolor damselfish), 1800 nucleotides. RefSeq names its product dehydrogenase/reductase (SDR family) member 12-like b (gene dhrs12lb). The record is from RefSeq and is a predicted model, not a curated record. NCBI's taxonomy places the organism in Eukaryota, Metazoa, Chordata, Actinopteri, Pomacentridae. The transcript has 10 exons. Bases 1 to 1014 code for a protein of 337 amino acids.